AUGACCAACAACACAUACGAUAAACUUUGCGACUUUUUAGUGAACGCUGAUGAAGAAAACAUCACUGCUGGAUCUGCUAUUUAUCAACUAAUAGAAGAUGAGCCCUGGACCCCCAAACCUGUACUAAAAAAUAUGAUAGGACGCGCUGUAUCUUUUGCAAAUAAUCAAAUUACUAGAGGAUCUUCGCAUACUCGCAGCCAAUUUGAAGAAAUAAGUGUAGCAGAUUUAGCACCCCAUUAG
Molecule: messenger RNA, 240 nt
Organism: Racocetra fulgida
Lineage: Eukaryota; Fungi; Glomeromycota; Glomeromycetes; Diversisporales; Gigasporaceae
Source: the annotation of a GenBank genome assembly